AUGAUAUGGGAAACAACAACUUUUUCUGGGUUUCUUCUCACGGGGUUUUUGGUCAACCGUGAGCUAGAAAACUUAUAUGCGUCUCUGUUCUUAGUCCUGUACUUGUUGGCUUUAACUGGUAACAUCCUCAUCAUCACCACCACUUCCAUGGAUGAAAGUCUCAACACCCCCAGGUACUUCUUCCUAAAGCAUCUCUCUUUCUUGGAUCUCUGCUAUAUUUCUGGGACUGUACCAAGAUUUAUCAUUAACUCCUUCUUGCAUAGUGGAAACAUUUCCUUCCUGGAAUGUGUUUUGCAGUGCUUUGUUUUCACUCUUUGUGUUUCUGCCGAGAUGGCCAUGCUCACAGUGAUGUCCUAUGAUCGCUAUGUCGCCAUCUGCCUUCCACUGCACUAUGACAUCAUCAUGGAUGUCAGAACCUGUGUCCAUGGAGUCAUUGCAGUCUGGGUCAGUGGGGCCAUCUCUGGAGUCAUGCACACAGUGGCUACUUUUUCUAUUCGCUUCUGAGGCCCAAGGAUCAUCCACCAGUUUUUCUGUGACAUCCCCCAGAUCUUGAAACUCUCCUGCUCCAAUGACUAUCUUGCUGAAGUUGGAGUCAUUAUCUUUGUAGCUAUGUUGUCAUUUCUUUGUUUCAUAUAUGUUGGAUUCUCCUACAUGCAUAUAUUUUCCUCUGUGCUGAGGAUGCUGUCAGCAGAAGGCAGAGCCAAGGCCUUUUCCACUUGCCUCCCUCAUCUCACUGUUGUCAUCUUAUUUAUUUCUACAGCUUUUUUUGAGUACUUAAAGCCUCAUUCUGACUCUCCAACUAUGUCAGACAUUUUAAUCACUAUUAUGUAUACAGUCGUUCCCCCAACAUUUAAUCCAAUGAUUUAUAGCUUAAGAAAUAAAGCCAUCAAGUUAGCUGUUAUAAGGGUUUUUAAGAGAAAUAAAGGACCGAGGUCUUAA
Suncus etruscus (white-toothed pygmy shrew) is the source of this 939-nucleotide messenger RNA. Its product is annotated as olfactory receptor 14J1-like. Gene Ontology annotation, biological process: G protein-coupled receptor signaling pathway. Gene Ontology annotation, molecular function: olfactory receptor activity; G protein-coupled receptor activity. The record is from RefSeq and is a predicted model, not a curated record. The transcript has 2 exons. Lineage: Eukaryota; Metazoa; Chordata; Mammalia; Eulipotyphla; Soricidae. Gene Ontology annotation, cellular component: membrane.